Messenger RNA from Tigriopus californicus, 429 nucleotides. RefSeq names its product UPF0235 protein Helmi_20270-like. Bases 1 to 429 code for a protein of 142 amino acids. Gene Ontology annotation, cellular component: cytoplasm. The record is from RefSeq and is a predicted model, not a curated record. The transcript has 2 exons. Lineage: Eukaryota; Metazoa; Arthropoda; Copepoda; Harpacticoida; Harpacticidae.
AUGACCUGGCCUCCGGUUGUUGGACUUCGCCGGUUCCAUCGCUUGGCAUCACCCGUGUUUAUGGCCAAGAAAUCCAAGACCGCCGUCAGAGCGCCCACUCCCUCUACGCCCAGCCCACCCGGUCCGAUUAUCCGCCUGGCUUCCGGUCAGUUCCAUCUUAAAUUGUGCGUCCAACCCAAUUGCGCGCAAUCCGCAUUGACCGAGGUAACUGAAGAUGAGAUUCGAAUGCGCUUGAACGCUCCGCCCCGAGAAGGACAAGCUAAUCUGGCCGUGAUCAAUGUGUUGGCUAAAUCCCUGGGGUGCUCCAAAACCGACUUGCGGAUAGUUCAAGGCCAGAAAGGUCGAAAUAAAGUGGUAGAAGUCAGUGGGCAAUUGGCUGAUCUCACCUCCGAAUUGCUAUUGAUCAAGAUUCGCAGUGUGAUUGAUUAA